AUGGGAAAACCUUCCUCCUUUGUCUUCCUCAUCAUCUUGCUUCUUUGCUUUACAGUCACCUUAGCUUCCAUUCAUACAAACAUCAAUACUGACAAAUUUGCACUUCUUAAUCUUAAGUCCUUUAUCACCUCUGAUCCAUAUGAUUUUUUAGCUAAUUGGUCUGUCUCUUCUAGUCCAUGCAGCUGGGCUGGUAUCACAUGCAAUAAUCGGCAUGGAAGGGUCCAUUCUGUGAAUCUUAGCAGCAUGGAACUUAAGGGCACCAUAUCUCCACAACUAGGAAAUCUCUCAUUCCUUGUUGAACUUGAUCUCAAUGAAAACAACUUUCAUGGUCAGAUCCCACAAGACUUGGUUCGAUUACGUCGAUUGAGACUACUCAAUUUGAGCUAUAAUGACUUUCAUGGACAAGUUCCAACAUGGAUAGGAGAUUUAACUAUGCUUGAGCACUUAAGUUUUCAAAAUAACAGUCUCAACGGAUUUAUUCCAUUAUCUCUGUUCAAUCUAUCAAGGUUAGAGACUUUAGAUUGGAAUUCCAAUCUCAUUGAAGGUACCAUUCCACCAGAGAUAGGAAGUCUAAAGCACUUGAAGAAGUUACAACUUUCAAGGAACAAACUUUCAGGAGCAAUUCCCCAAACAGUUUCCAACUUGUCUUCGCUUGAGUUGCUUUGGUUGUCUCAUAAUAAUUUGUCAGGGAGCAUCCCAAAUGAGAUUGGGGAUCUUUCACAACUGAAGAAAUUGUAUCUUGGAAAUAAUGAACUUGUGGGUUCUAUACCAUCUUCAUUAUUUAACAGUUCAAUGCUACAAGACUUCCAACUUGGAGUAAAUAACUUAUCUGGAAGUCUCCCAAUAAAUGUGUGUGUUGGGCUUCCAAAGCUACAAAUAUUUUUUGUGGAUGGAAAUGAUUUGUCUGGCAAAAUACCCUCCACUUGGCAUCAAUGCACAGAAUUAUUAAAAUUACAAUUGGGGUAUAACAAAUUCAACGGAGGAAACAUACCAAUUAACAUCGGAAAUCUGACCAACCUCCGGAGGCUAUAUCUUUCCGACAGCAACUUGCAAGGAAUCAUUCCAAGUGAGUUUGGAAAUUUGACAAACCUCCAAGCCCUUGAGCUUGGCGAGAACAUUUUGCAAGGAGUCAUUCCAAGUGAGAUUGGAAAUUUGACAAACCUUGAAAUCCUUAUUCUUCGCGACAACAAUUUGCAAGGUUUUAUACCCAAGGACAUAGGCAGUCUUGUUAAACUUGAAGUCUUAGAUUUGGGAUCAAAUCAUUUGAGCGGACCUAUUCCUUUCAGUGUAUUCUCCAUUUCAACAUUGAAACACUUACACCUUGGCAAUAACUCCCUCUCUGGUGUUCUCCCAUCAUAUUUAGGGAUUGGCCUUCCCAACUUGGAGCAAUUACUACUGUCUCAAAAUGAGCUGAUUGGACAAAUUCCAAACACCAUAUCAAAUGUUUCUAAGCUCAUUAGGUUAGAUUUAUCAUUGAAUAAAUUUAACGGAGCUAUACCCAAUGUCAUUGGAAAUUUAACAAACUUGUUCGACUUAACUUUGAAUGGGAAUGAUUUGAAUGGAUUGAUUCCAAACACAAUCAGAAACUUACAUAAGCUUCAACGUUUAAGUCUCAGCAACAACAGAUUGCAAGGUGCCAUUAUAGACGAACUUUGCCUGCUCAAAAGUCUAAGUGAGUUGGAUCUUGCUAACAACAUGUUUUCAGGAGUGGUUCCCAGAUGUCUCGGGAAUACUUCUUUGCGAAACUUGAAUUUUAGCUUCAACAAAUUGAUUUCUCAUAUGCCCUAUUCUCUUUGGAGUCUUAAAGAUAUUUUGAUUUUAGACAUAUCCUCCAAUGCAUUGAGUGGAUCAAUUUCACCAGAGGUAUCAAACUUGGGAGCAAUUAUACUAUUGAACUUGUCAAGAAACCAAAUUUCAGGAAGCAUUCCUGCAACUAUGGGUGGUUUGCAAAACUUGCUAACCCUCUCUUUGGCUCACAACAAAUUACGAGGGUCUAUUCCUAAAUCAUUUAGCAGCAUGAUAAGCAUAGAGUCUAUGGAUCUUUCCCAUAAUUAUUUGUCUGGUGUGAUUCCAAAGUCCUUAGAGUCAUUACUCAAUCUUAAAUACAUCAAUCUUUCCUACAAUUUAUUGGAUGGAGAAAUUCCAAAUGGUGGUCCUUUUCAAAAUUUUACUGCUCAAUCUUUUACAAUGAAUAAAGACCUCUGUGGAAAACCCCAACUACAAGUCCAACCAUGUAGGAGAGGAAACAAGCACAUAUUAAAUAAAGUGAUACUGGUUAUAAAAUGCUUAGUACCUAUCAUGGUUGUCAUUUUGGUUGUUAUAGGCAUUGUCUUUCUAAAGCAUAACAGAGAUGAUGCUAACUAUGCAACACGAAGGGAUUUAACAAAUUUAGAUGCACCACCUAGGAUAUCUUAUUAUGAGCUUCUACAGGGAACAAAUGGAUAUGAUGAAAGUAAUCUUCUUGGCUCUGGAAGUUUUGGAUCAGUAUACAAAGCAGUUCUUCUAAAUGAAAAGAUUGUUGCUGUCAAAGUAUUUAACAUAGACAUGGAAGAAGCAUUGAGAAGUUUUGAUAUUGAAUGUGCUGCCAUGUGCAAUUUACGCCACCGUAAUCUCAUCAAGAUUAUUAGUAGUUGCUCAAAUGAUCAUUUCAAGUCUCUAAUCAUGGAAUUCAUGUCCAAUGGAAGUCUUGAUAGAUGGUUGUACUCUCAUAACUACUAUUUAGAUAUCCUACAAAGAUUGAAUAUAAUGGUUGAUGUGGCAGUUGCAUUAGAGUAUCUUCAUCAUGGUACUUCUACUCCGAUUGUUCAUUGUGACAUAAAACCAAGUAAUGUUUUGUUGGAUGAAGAUAUGGUGGCUCAUCUAAGUGAUUUUGGUAUAGCUAAACUAUUAGGUGAAGGACAAUUGGAAACUUACACAAAAACAAUGGCUACAAUUGGCUAUAUGGCACCAGAGUAUGGAUCAAAAGGAGCGGUUUCUUUCAAGGGAGAUGUGUAUAGCUAUGGUAUCAUGCUAAUGGAGAUGUUUACAAGGAAGAAGCCAACUGAUGAACUGUUUGUUGAAGGUCUUGGUUUGAAAGAGUGGGUCAGCAAAUCAACACCACAUUCAAUUAUCAAUAUUCUAGAUGUCAAUUUGCUACGUGAAGGGGAUCCAAAUAUCAACAAUAUAUUACCACAAAUAUCAUCAAUUUUUGAGUUGGCAUUAAGUUGUUGUAUUGAAUUACCUAAGGCACGAAUUAUGAUGACAGAUGUUGUGGUCUCAUUGAAAAAGAUAAGGUCACAUUUACCUAAGAUGUUAGAGAUGCACCACUAG
Neltuma alba is the source of this 3309-nucleotide messenger RNA. Its product is annotated as probable LRR receptor-like serine/threonine-protein kinase At3g47570. The transcript has 6 exons. Gene Ontology annotation, molecular function: ATP binding; protein kinase activity; protein binding. The coding region runs from base 1 to 3309 and encodes 1102 amino acids. Lineage: Eukaryota; Viridiplantae; Streptophyta; Magnoliopsida; Fabales; Fabaceae. Gene Ontology annotation, biological process: protein phosphorylation. The record is from RefSeq and is a predicted model, not a curated record.